UGGUAGGAAGGCAAACAUUCAUAUAUGGCUAGUAUGUAUACACAUCAUAAGAUGGGCGCUGGUUGCAGGUGGGCAGAUUGUAGGCAGAAACAAAUUGUCUACCAGGGACCAACAAUAUUUUAUGAGGAAAAAAUUUCUCAGAUAGAAGAAGGAUUUCAUUACAAUAUUGAGUCGCUGAGAAUCACAGUGUGAAAUUCUACAAUCAAUAAACUAUGAAAUUUGACAGAAGAAAAUCAUUAACAAGGGCUUGGUCUAUUAAUCGGUAAUCUACUAUUAAUAAAGAGAAAUUCAAAUUACUCAUAAGCGAUCAAAAUAGUAAAAAGAAAGGUUACGUGAUUUUGGCACGUGACACUAUCACAGCUAGCUGUAAAAUGUGCGAUACCCUACUGAGGUUUCAAACAAAUUGGUGUUGAUGCCUAAUAUGAGUACAUAUUUGAGAAUACGACACAAUAUUUUCCAGGGCAGGUAGAGAUUCGUAUCGUGAAGAUGCUAUUAGUUAUGUUCUUUUGAAACGUGAAGGUACAAAAUGCAUUGUAGAAUGCAGAGUUACACCUGAGCAUCAAGUGAAGAUUACGUCUUACCACUGUAACGAAAGUGAGGAAAAAAAUUGAAACUGUUGUGUGUCAUUUAUUGUGCUGCUAGGCUUGGUGGAUGUAAACAUACAAUAACGAUCUGGCUUUUGAAGAGAAGCGAAUCUGCAAGUACUUCAGUAGAGUCUUAUUGCAUGAAUCCAGCGCUAUCUAAAGUUGUCAGUAGUACGAGUAUUAAGCUAUUAAGUUUAUUAAAGCCGAAGAUUUCAAUAACGAAAGUGGAAGUUCUCCAAAUUUAGACGUAGUAGAGGAUCUUUUAACUCCUUCGAUAGACUAAUUAACAAAUGUAAACGAAGAAAACUUAAUAAUAUCGACGUAAUGGCUUAAUUUACACCUUUUUGGCAGUUAAACUUAUGAGGGCUUACUCUAACUUUCAGCUUCAAUCUUCUACAGACUAGUUUCUAUUUUAUCAGAUUUUCAGUAUCAUUUAAAGUAACCUAAUUUGAUAAAGGUGUUACUUUUCUAAAGUCCCAUUAAAAUAUAUACGUGAUAACAUUGUACAUGAUGCAGUACAGAGUCAACCUACUUGACGCCUUUUUUAGGGGGGCGAUGAACAUGAUUGAAAAUCUAUACAACGUCCAACUUCUCAUACAAUACGGUAGCGCAGUAUUUCUCUUUUGCUCUUUGCUGUCAAUAGUUCCUUUGAUAAACACUUUGGUUGAUUACAUUUAUGUCUCCUGCUUCUUGAUUGCAUCGCUAGGGGAGAUGUUUUUAUUUACAUACUGUUGCCAGACGUUGUCUGUGGAGUUGCAAAACCUCAGUAAAAACGUAUACAAUUUGGAGUGGCGAUGUUAUCCUACUGGCUUGAGGAAGGAUCUAGUGUUUCUACUGAAAGUUGUUCAAAAACGAAAAAUCUUCACUGCCGGAAAAAUAAUCGAUUUGGACCUUUUUUUCUUCAUACAGGUGGUUCAGAAGUCGUACUCUUUUUAUACUUUGAUGAGCAAGACCACGAAAUAUUGAACAUCUUCAUAAAAUCGAAGCUACACUAAAAAAACGCAAACAUUGUCCUCAUGUUACGCCACUGUACAGCUUAAUGAGUAAUACUGGUUGCAUUCUUGAUUUUGACAAAUGUCAAUUCAUUGAUUGGGAAUAUGAGGAGGCAAAACAUUAAUAGACUCGUUUUCACAUGAUACCAUUCUAUAGCACGUGGACGGGGAUGUAGUCUUACUUGCAUCUCGAUUGGCUGUUCAUCCAGCUACUACAGAAAUGAUUGGUUCAAAUGACGGUUGGGCGUAAAUAUCCGUGAUGCAUGCUACAUACAAAUAGAUUUGUGUCGUAAUGCUACUUCUUCUUGUUUUCAAGUCUCUGUUAUGACUUUGAAACUUGAAAGUACUUUUUUCAUGUUUUUACAUCUUGUAGAUUUGUUUAUAGCAUAAAUGAGUUUUUGUUUUUAUUGUAUUUAUUUUUGAAUGUUAAAUAUGCAAGAGCAGCUUGAAAAUGUGAAUGAUGAAAAUUCUGCAUCUCCACCAGCAGUAAAUAACUGCUCUGGUUGUUUGAAUGUAAUUGAAGAAGAAGAGUUUAUAUCUGCACUUGGACAAGAAUGGCACAUAGAUUGUUUCAGGUGUUCAGCAUGUGAUGCUUCUCUUUCAAACUGGUAUUUUGAGAAAGAUGGCCUACUUUUCUGUAAAGAUGAUUAUUGGGCCAGAUAUGGGGAAGCAUGUCAACAGUGUAGUCAGAUUAUCACAGGUCCAGUUAUGGUUGCUGGAGAGCACAAAUUCCAUCCAGAGUGCUUCUGCUGUUGCUCUUGUAGUGCCUUUAUUGGAGAUGGAGACUCAUAUGCCCUUGUUGAGAGAUCUAAACUCUAUUGUGGGCAGUGUUAUAAACGUCAAAUGCAACCUUUACAAAAAACAGCAAGAUUUCCCUUCAUUAGGAAACCUCAUUCAAUCAGAUUGGUUGAAAUUCCAGGAGGUCAAAAAGGGAUCAAGUUGUCCAAAGAUUUGGGUCAUACCAGUGAUAGCCAGUGUUUCACCAUAUCAGAGUCUGUCAGGAAACUUCGAGGAAAACUGCUUCAGGUGGCUUUUGCAUUUCUAACAUCUGCUUAUAAUAUAUGCUGUUAUUUUAUACCUCCUUAUAGGUUAGAAGUUAAUAAUGACCUGAUGUCAUUACAUAUCGGUGAUAAAAUUUUGGAAAUUAAUGGAAUGCCAGUGAAAGAUACACCUUUAGAAAAUGUAGAAAAUCUUCUUAGGUGCUCUGAUACAGUAUUACAGUUGACCAUAGAACAUGACCCAGAUACAGUAUUGAAGAAUGUUCCAAGUUUCGCGAAUCAACCACAUUCCAGUAAUCCUCUGACUACCACAGCCAGUGAUACAAACAUUCCAUCAACAAAAAUCAUUCCACAAGAGCCAGACUUUGGUUCAAAUGAAUCCAUGCAUGGUGGAUCUGCUUCAAACCUGCAAGCAUCUAAGGGCAGGGAAAGCCAAACUGGAGAGGGGGGAAAGACUGCUACCAAGGGUGGCAGAGGUGAGAAGGAGAGAUUGUUCAAAAGGAAGGAUGAGGGGUACAUGAGUGGGACCAGGUCCAGACAGCUCAGGAGGAAGCAUCAUUUGAAUGAAGAUAGGCAAGUGCUGGAUAAGGAGAGAAGCAGUUCGAUGAGUAGGCUUUUGGAUGAUACUCCAAACUCUAAAAGAUGCAUGGAACUAUCAAGAGCCCACUCAUUCUUAGAGCCUAAACCUCAACAGAGAGUGUUCAGAGCUUCAGAUUUGGUCAAAGGGGAACUGCUGGGCCAGGGAUUUUUUGGGCAGGUAUACAAAGUUACUACCAGAGAUACAGAGGAGGUUAUGGUGCUAAAAGAGCUCUAUAGAGUAGAUGAGGAAGCUCAGAAAAACUUCCUUAAAGAGGUGGCAGUACUGAGGAGUUUACAUCACAACAAUGUGCUGCGUUUCAUAGGGGUACUAUACAAGGAGAGGAGACUGCAUCUGGUUACAGAGUACAUUUCAGGUGGUACCUUAACUGAAUUACUACAUGAUGUUGCACAGCCACUGCCUUGGGAACAAAGGGUGUCUUUUGCUAAAGAUAUUGCAUCUGGGAUGGCCUAUUUACAUUCCAUGAACAUCAUUCACAGAGAUCUGAAUUCACAUAACUGCCUGGUACGAGACGACAAAACUGUGAUUGUAGCAGAUUUCGGUUUAGCGAGGAUAGUAUCACAAUCCACAAACAGUACCCGAAAGGUAUCUCCAAGCAACCCUACAGGCGGAAGGAAGCAGGAAAGGAAGAAGCGUUAUACAGUUGUAGGAAAUCCUUAUUGGAUGGCACCAGAGAUGAUGAAAGGAAACAAAUACGAUGAAAAAGUGGACAUUUUCAGUUUUGGAAUAGUCAUUUGUGAGAUCAUUGGAAGAGUCGAAGCAGAUCCAGAUUUUCUUCCUAGAUCCAAUGACUUUGGCUUAAAUCAAGUAGUUUUCAAAGAAAAAUUCUGUGGCUCCUGCCCUGAGCCUUUUUUUCAGAUAGCCUUUUUGUGCACGGAUUUGAACCCUGACAGGAGGCCGCCUUUUGAAGUGAUGGAAGUCUGGUUAGAAUCCCUGUCCAUGCACUUAUCUGUAGGCAUGCAUCUACCUCCAGACCUCAUAUUCGACAUCCAGCACUACCGAGGACUUAGUCCAAGUUCCUCGGGAAGCACCACUCCCGAAGGCGUCAUUUCUGGGCAUCGUAGUCCCGCUCUGGAACCUAUAAGUGAAGGGAAGAUCUAUAAGAGCAAUGAGAAGGUAUAUAAGAGUAACGAAAGUCUGAAAUCCGUGCCUAAGGUGCCGUCCUCCGAAAACUUACUCAAGAGUCCUGUCAAGCCUAUCAUCAAAGUUUCCAGCAACGAUGCCAUAGUGGAGAAGUGUCUCAAUAACAAACCCGUUCUUUCCAAGACGACAGAGGACGUAUUAAAUAAUGUUUUGAAGCAUCCUGACUUAGAAAUUGUUGAAAAGGAAUAUCCAAACUAUGAAAACAUAGAUUUUCUGAAAAACGAUGCGGCUUUUGUGGGUGAUGCACAGAAAACUAUUGCGAUAAAAAGACUGGAUGAAAGCGGUAUAGCAAAAUCUAAUAAUGCGCCUAAAAACUUAGCCAAUAAAGAAAAUAAUCUCAGGGAAAAUAACUUUGAUAUAAAAUUAAGGAAGGUUCCUAAAAACUUCACGCGUAACCAGUUUCCUAAAGAAGUGAAUGAAACUAAAGAAGAAAAUACUUCAGUCAGAGACAAACUAAAAUUCUUAGGUAAAAGUAAAGCAUUUGAUGUAAGGAAAUUGCCUAAUAAUCCUAGUAAAAACUCAAAUUUAAAUCUCGAUAGUAUAGGUCUCAAAACUUCAACUUUACCAUCUCAAGUAACUGAAAAGUAUGUUAAAAGUACUAAGAAUAUCAACAGCAGUAACACUAUACCUCAAGCAAGUUAUAAUAGAUCUUUCAGCAGUGUCGGCAACUCACCAGAUCUAGUGACUUUUGCACGUAAACCAGCUUGUAGCUUUGAUGAAUCUAGCUCUAGAACAUUUGAAUCGUCAUCUUCAAAUUCUAGAAGGUAUACGAAAGAUGCGGACAAUUCGCCAUGUUUGCGGAGAACUCCGCUUUUACAGAGGAGAACUUUUUCUAAGAUAGAUGAAAGUCCGCCUUAUAUAGAGGAAGGAGGGCACUGCAGUACGGAUUCGAGAGAUUAUUUUAAAAAAGAUACUGUAAAAGAUGAUCCAGAACUUACAUUAACUUUAAAAAGUCCUGCUACGAAACCUAAACCAAAAUACGACUCGGAAAAAUCAUCUAUCUUGACUAGACUCACGCCAAUCUUGCAGCGAAGGACGGGGUUCUUGAAUUUUGAACCUAGCUCUCAUAGAAAACCGUUUGGUGCCACUCCUGGUUCUAGCAGUGUAGUAAAGAAUAUGGUGGACAGUUUGAAUAAAAAAGGGUCAUUAGAUUUUGGGAGUCGUAAGACUUUUGGUCGGAGUUCUUUGAAAGUUUAUGGCACGCCUAAGGUAAAUUUGUUCAACAGAACCAGAAGUCGAAGUCCUCCUGAAGAAUACACGGCUCUGUGAUAUCUAUAAAUGUCUAUCACGUCUCGGUAUCAUUUAUAAUAGGAUUGAGUAUCGACUGCAUGUCUUAGGGUGUCCGUACCGCAAUUGGAGAACGGGGAGCGCACUCCUGCACGGUUCAGGUCUAGCAAGGUACAGCAAUAUGUACCGUUUUGCUGAAGAAAAAAUGGCUCAGUGGCCCAUCUUUCUAAUCCACUAAUAACAUUUGAGGUGAUAUGUAACAGCUGUUUCCUAAAGUUGAACAAAGACGUUGUUCACUUGCCAGAAAAGUUAAAGUCUCCAAAGUGGGGACUUAUUUUUAAUCGACGACUUUUGAAUAAUCCUUUUCAAAAAAUCACAAAAAGUUAGUGAUCGUAACUAUAGGUUGCACUUGAAAGUACGGAUCAUUAUUAGUUCAACCUGAUUGUAACCAUGGCUCUGAGCUUUGCCUUUUCUUCGCCUAUUUUUAAAAAUAAAAAUGGAUGUUUUUCACUAUUGUGAAGAGCGGUAAAAUAUAUCUGGAAAUAGAUAUGACAGUCAACGUUCUGACAAUCGACGUACUAUUGGGGUUUUUCUACUCAUAUACAUGUUCGGCUUACAAAGCUAUAACUGCUCCAAGCAGGCUUUUUUGUAUCAGUUUAAAUAUAUGUGUAACCAGUAGAUAAUGGAGUUAUAAAAUGCUAUGCUGUUUCCGUGACCGAUUCAUAGAAACAUGGAGCCUAUAUACCAGGAGAAAUUACGGCAGUGCUGUAAAAACGACCCCAAAACUUUACACCUGGGGAUUGAUUCUAAAUGAGUUUCGACCGUUGAAAUCAAUUUCGAUGGCGUCUUGUGACGAUAUACUUGAUUCUCUAUGAUAAUUUUGACAUGUGAUUAUAUUGAUCCUCUAUAUUCAAAUUAUCAUGGCAGUGUCAAAAUUAUCAUAGCUAAUCAAGUAUAUCGACACAAGGCGCCAUCGAAAUCAAUUUCAACGGUGGAAACUCAUUUAGAAUCAAGCCCCAUGAGUACCGGUGGUAGUUUGACAGGGUUGCCAUGUUAGGAGAUUUUCCGCCAAAAUUGUGUUUUUUUGCUUGUUGAUAUAAUUUUCUGAGGUAAAUCACACGUAUCGCGGACAGAAAGCAUCGACCCGCUCUUUGAGCCAAACCAACCUGUUUCCAUUAAUCAACUGUGAUUGGGGGAUUUUUUGUUGAAAAAGUAGCAUUCUGAGUAUUUGUUGUGCUUGUCCUGGGGAAAUCCUGUCCGAGCCAUUUGGCAACGCUGUGCUUUGAAUUUAUCCGGCCUGCUGAAUGUGCAGGUAUCUGCAUGUUUAUGAAACUUGAUUUAUAUGAAUGAUAAACAAUAAUAGAUUAGAAUACAGCAGUUUUAUAAAAAAAUAGCUACCUGCAGAUUCAAGUGGCCGGACUCGUACUAUAACCCCAGCUUAGAUAACAAUCAGCUAUGAAACUCUCCUGUCGAAUGUAAAUUCCCCCAGUGCAACGACGAAAGAGGUUUUAGUCCUCAGCAGCAGUCGGUGUCUCCUCGUAUCAUGCCAGCGGCCGCAGAUGUUCUUUGCAAUCUUAAAAUGAUAAUAUUUCGAUAUGAUAUAGUGUACCGACUGCUGCUGAGCACUAAAAACUCUUUCACCGUUGCCCUGGGAGCAUUUACAUUCGACUUUCUCCGCCGAAAUGGCUGCCGUUUUUGACCUUCACAGGAGAGUUUCAGACACCUUGCGCAUGCGUAGUAGCUGGAACUCGCUUCGAUCACUGUGCCCUCAGUCAAGUUUUGGGGUCGUUUUUUGCUCAUUUCGCCGGUUCUCUUGGUGUAUAGGCAUGCAAAAACAGAAACGUCACAGGUCAGCUAAUUGAAUGCUAAUCGGAGCCGCUUUCCAGUGCCUCAUUUGUGUUACUUGGAAUAGCUCGGUGCUGCCCACCUCCUGUCAAUACCAUUCCACUGCUCUAGUGUCAUGCAUCCGAGCUACUCAUUUUUGAAAUCCCCUGUCACCUCAUGCACUAACUUUUUAUUUGGUGUUAUACGUUCCGAAAUAGUGGGAAUAACGAAAAUGACAAUGUGUCAAGAUUGUUACGUUAUGUUUUUGCAUCGUUUUUUCCCUUAAACUCACAUUAAACCAAUACCAGACAAUGGAGGAUGGUAAAACACAUAAUGUUAUGACCCAGAGUCACAACGUAUGUUCCUGAAUAAUAAAUAUCACAAGAGAGCGCAAGAAGGCAAGUUGCUGGUGGCUUGUAGUUGGCUUCAUCUUUAACUAGACACUUUGAAAAUAAUUUUGAAUGUCUACACUAAAAUAUAAAUUCGAGACAUUUAUCCAGAAGCAUUAUCUGGCAUAAUUGGAUACUUUGGCAAUGUGAUACAAAUUGUCAACGUCAAAGCAAAACAUUAAAAAACAGGUUAUGUUUUUAUCGUCGCGUUCCCGUGCACAUUUGCUAGAGCAGUUCGAGAGCAUCACACUCCGGGUGCUUACAACUCUUAAUUCAAAAGCACUGGACAGCGGCCCAGGUGUGAACCAACCUUCAAUGGCAUGACGCCAUAUAUGGCAUCGCGCUGAAGCGUGUUGCUUUAUAUACGUUUUAUAACAUACGGUCUAACAAAAUAACUAUGAUAAUAAAAAUUUAAUAUGAAAUAAGAGCGAUGUAUUUUGGUUGAAUCUUUAUGUCGAAAUAUUAAUGCUGCCUAGAAGCAUUUUAGCGUUGGAAUUUUAUAGUACCGAUAAACAUUAUCAGGUGGAACGUAUAUUUUAUAUGGUUUUAAACUGCAAUGUCCAAGACGUUGCAUCUGUAUUUUAAAUACUAAUCAUACUGUGAUAAAAUAAGUAUUUGUAUAGUAUUUAACAUGCAAUAAAAUCUCAUUAAUGUAUUAAAAUAUCCG
Messenger RNA from Acanthoscelides obtectus, 8422 nucleotides. The record is from the annotation of a GenBank genome assembly. NCBI's taxonomy places the organism in Eukaryota, Metazoa, Arthropoda, Insecta, Coleoptera, Chrysomelidae.